Molecule: messenger RNA, 696 nt
Organism: Betta splendens (Siamese fighting fish)
Lineage: Eukaryota; Metazoa; Chordata; Actinopteri; Anabantiformes; Osphronemidae
Product: parvalbumin beta-like
Exons: 5
Coding region: 99-428 (109 amino acids)
Cellular component (GO): nucleus; cytoplasm
Molecular function (GO): calcium ion binding
Source: RefSeq, a predicted model, not a curated record
GUUGCUCAAGGAUAUAUAAGAGCGAGGGAAAGCGCCUCAGAGCAUUCGAGUCCGCCUUGGUUUUCACUCGCCUCAACGCAGCUCAAAGAUCAACAAAAAUGGCCUUCUCUGGUGUCCUGAAUGAAGCUGAGGUCAAGGCAGCUCUGGAUGGCUGCUCAGCUGCCGACUCCUUCGACUACAAGAAGUUCUUCAAGGCAUGCGGCCUGGCCGGCAAGACCACAGAAGACAUCAAGAAGGCCUUCGCCAUCAUUGAUCAGGACAACAGUGGCUUCAUUGAGGAGGAGGAGCUGAAGCUGUUCCUGCAGAACUUCUCCGGCUCCGCCAGAGCACUCACCGACAAGGAGACCAAGGCUUUCCUCUCCGCUGGUGACAGUGACGGCGAUGGCAAGAUCGGAGUUGAUGAGUUUGCUGCCCUGGUAAAGGCAUAAAUGUCCAUUGACCAAGAUCCACUUCUUUUCAUGGAACAUGCAAACUCCCUGCAAGAUUCAGUAAUCAUCAGCUGAAAGCAUAUUUUUUAUACCUUAUUUAUGAGUUGCCUGCGGACUGUUUCUCAACAUGGAGCACGUACUGUACUGUGAUUGUUAUUCAGAUGUGUAAAUGUUCUGAAAAAAUGACUUGUGAACACUGUGCGACAACAUCAGCACAUUUGGGGGAGAGUGGAAAACCAGGAAUAAAUACUCUUUUGGUGUAAAGUCA